Morone saxatilis (striped sea-bass) is the source of this 2628-nucleotide messenger RNA. RefSeq names its product kelch repeat and BTB domain-containing protein 13. Gene Ontology annotation, molecular function: protein binding. The transcript has a single exon. The record is from RefSeq and is a predicted model, not a curated record. Lineage: Eukaryota; Metazoa; Chordata; Actinopteri; Moronidae. Bases 143 to 1621 code for a protein of 492 amino acids.
UCUCGUCUAUGUUAUGCUGCAUCUAUUUUUAAAGCUGUGAAACAACUGAGCCUUCCCAAAGAGUGAAGCUGCUUCGUACUGAGUCACCUCUCUCCAGUUCCAUUUCACUUUUGGAAACGCUUGAACCUCUCAUGUCAUUUUCAUGUCAAGAUAUUUUCCUGAGCGUCACUGUCAGAAAAUAGUAAUGUCAGCUCACAGCAGUGAAUUAGAGGGCAGCAGCUGUGAUGAUGCAGGCGAACAAUAUCUGCCAUGUUGUGCCUCUGGACUUGUCUCAGCUAAAUUAACUGUCGUGGUUGGAGACACUCACUUCUCUGAGGAGAAGAUGUUACUUGUUCAGAGCUGUGACUAUUUCCAAGCUCUGUAUCGCUCUGGGAUGAAGGAGUGUUGGCAAGAAGAAAUCCACCUCAAGUCCCUGCGUGCUCGAGGUUUCCUUAUCGCCUUGGCGGUUUUACGAGGUGAGAUGCCCGUCCUGGAUGGCGACGACAUUGUUGAGGCAAUCGAAUGCGCCGCUUUCUUGCAGGUGGCGGCGCUCACUAAGCAUCUCAUCAACAUCAUUGACUCUGACAACUGUUUGCUGAUGUAUCACACCGCUUCAACCUUCGGCCUCAUGGACCUUUACCACGCCGCUGCGCUGUUUAUCCGAAACAUGUAUGCCGACCUGGAGGGAGAGGUCAGGAAAACCUUACCAUCAGAGCUGAUCUCCUACGUGGAGUCUUUGACCCCGAGUGUUUUCGUGGCCGUGGGGGCCCAUGUGACCUGCGGUGUGGAUGAAACUCUACACACUGCCUCCAGGACGGUCUGCUAUCUGGAUGAAACUGGCAAUAAUUGGAAAGUAUUAACAGAUCUUCCGCUACAGGCCAGCACAUCCAUGGCUGGAGUGACUGUUUUAGAUAACAAACUCUACAUAGUCGGAGGAGUUCAUGGACUUCAUAAACAAGUUGUGGACUCUUGUUUCUGCUACAGUGUUGACAACAACAGCUGGAGCAGGAUCUCCAGUCCCGCACAGCUGCGGUACAACCUCAGCCUUGUAGGUGUAGACGGUCGUCUUUACGCCAUUGGAGGAGAAUAUGAUCGAAAAGUGAUGUCAUCUGUGGAAACAUACGACAUAACUUCCGGAAUGUGGCAGUUUGCCGCUCACUUACCUCGACCAACAGCAGGAGCAGCGUGCACCAAAACCAUGAGCCGGAUAUUUGUGUGCUUAUGGAGGCCAAUGGAGACCUCAGAGAUCUAUGAGUAUGUUCCAAGGAAAGACAAAUGGCAGCUCGUUAGCACACUGAUCAGACACCAGAGCUACGGCCACUGCAUGGUUGGCCACAGGGACAGCCUGUACGUCAUGAGAAACGGGCCUUCGGACGACUUCCUAAGAUGCCUGAUGGACUGCUAUAAUCUGAGCUCAGGCCAGUGGUCGUCUCUGCCUGGACACUUCACCAACAGCAAAGGUUCUCUGUUCACUGCGGUGGUGAGAAGCGACUCUGUGUUCACGCUCAACAGGAGCAUGACUCUGGAGUAUGCCAUCGAUGGUAAAACCUGGAAGCCCCGCCGGCAGAUGAAGGGUUUCCCCAGAAGUGGAUCUGUGUGGACGUUUCUGCUCCAGCUGCCUGACACUCUCAUGCUGCAAUAAUUGCUUCAUUUGCUUUGGGAUUUAUUGAAUUGUCAACAUCUUUUUACACUCAGACAUGUAUUUUCUACAGACCUGUGCUUCAAUAAAUUUAAAGAAUGAUUCCUGUUUAGAACAACUUUGUGUCUUUGUAGUUUUGUCCAUCAUUUCUGAUGUUGUCGCCAAGCUUUUUGCUGAGAUCUGGUAACGUGAUGGCAUCUACAAAAAGAAGUCAGAAAGUGUUGUGAUAAAGUCUGUUUCCCCUGAGAAUAAUGUUUCCUGUAGUGCUGCCUUUCAUGGUUGGGGUUGGGGUAAACCUGGCUUUAAUUUAGGAUAACAGGAAACACAAAUUGAUUGAAAAACAGACUUGGACACAACAAAGGCCCAGUUCACUCAUGAGGAUAUUGGUUUAAAUACAUGUCUGUCUUUGAUGGCCAAAUCACAAAUCUAAUCUACAUGCGAUGCAAUCAGUCUUGGUAUUCCCCGGCUACAUGCAAAUCAACGUCAGCCCGCUACCACCACUCUUUGUGCUGACCCAGACGGAUAAUUUCAGUGAAACUUCAGCUGCCAUUACUGUGAUCGGUUACUGAUGUAGUAACAGUUGGGAGGAGUAAAGAUUACAUAUGCGUCUUGGAGGGACAGAUGCAUUUACACCUUUUCAACAACUUGCUGGAUUGCAUCUCAAACCAUGAUGCAUUUAACAGAAAUGGGAUAUAAUACGCAUGUACUAUGUUUUUUUUCCAGAAUAGACAAACCAAACACUUGCUCUAGAUUUGGAAGGCAAGGGUGAAGCGAGGGAGUUGCAAUCUACAAUUACACCACUAGAUUCCACUAAAUCCCUACACGCUGGUCCUUUAAUGCAUUUAUCAUGCUAAUCAGCUACUUAAAACAAAUUAAAUGUAAGGUCUGUUGAUUGAUUCAUGACGUCAACUCAUACAUUGAGUAACAUGCAAGAAAACAUUUCACCUUAAAAGCUGCACACAGUGAUUUGAAUAAUUCUUUCUCCAAUCCAUAGUUCCCUAACACUGUCU